Molecule: messenger RNA, 1419 nt
Organism: Prosopis cineraria
Lineage: Eukaryota; Viridiplantae; Streptophyta; Magnoliopsida; Fabales; Fabaceae
Product: diacylglycerol O-acyltransferase 2D
Exons: 9
Coding region: 38-1042 (334 amino acids)
Biological process (GO): triglyceride biosynthetic process
Cellular component (GO): endoplasmic reticulum membrane
Molecular function (GO): diacylglycerol O-acyltransferase activity
Source: RefSeq, a predicted model, not a curated record
CUCAGCUGGGAUUGGGAGUUAACAGAAGGUGACAAACAUGGUGGCGGGGCUUGAGAAACAACGGCGGCACUUGGAUGGCGGUGGAGGAGAAGAGAAACUUUUCAGUGGAAGAGAGGAAUUCGGUAAAUCAUCCAACACUUUUAAGCAGAUUGUAGCCUUGGCAAUUUGGUUGGGAGCUAUUCAUUUCGACGCUGCGUUGGUCCUCUUCGCGCUCUUAUUCUUGCCUCUCUCCAAAGCACUCUUGGUUUUUUGUUUGCUCUUCAUAUUUAUGGUUCUUCCCUUGGAUGAGAAAAGCAACUUUGGCCAAAAGUUGUCUAGGUACAUAUGCAAGCAUGCUGCCAGUUAUUUUCCGGUCACACUUCAUGUAGAGGAUAUUAAUGCCUUCGAUCCUGAUCGUGCUUAUGUUUUUGGCUACGAACCACAUUCAGUUUUGCCAAUUGGUGUUUCUGUGCUAGCUCACCACACCGGUUUCAUGCCUCUUCCAAAAAUAAGAGUUCUUGCCAGCAGCGUUGUGUUCUACACACCGUUUUUGAGACACAUAUGGACAUGGUUGGGUCUUACACCAGCAACAAAGAAAAAUUUUACUUCCCUGUUGGCAGCUGGUUAUAGUUGUAUUUUAAUACCUGGUGGAGUACAAGAAACGUUUCUCAUGGAGCAUGGCUCUGAGAUUGCCUUCCUUAAGGCUAGAAGAGGAUUCGUUCGCAUAGCAGUGGAGAUGGGCCAACCCUUGGUUCCAGUUUUCUGCUUUGGGCAGUCAGAUGUCUAUAAGUGGUGGAAACCAACUGGGAAGUUGAUUCUGAAAUUUGCUAGGGCUAUCAAAUUCACCCCAAUAUAUUUUUGGGGAAUUUUCGGAUCUCCUUUACCAUACAGACAUCCAAUGCAUGUAGUGGUGGGUAGACCAAUUGAGAUUGACAGAAAUCCAGAACCAACAGUGGAGGAGGUUGCUAAAGUACAUGAUCAGUUUGUUGAAGCACUUCAAGAACUCUUUGAAAGACACAAAGCUCGGGCUGGAUAUCCGAACCUUGAGUUAAGAAUCGUUUGAUGCCAUAAAAGUUACCCGGUCCCAUAUUUUUAUUGGUGUAUAUUUAUUUUCUUCUCUUAUUGGGGAACUGCAUGUAUCAUUUACUAGGUUAAGGGGGAAAAAAGUGUAAUAAAACCCUGGUAUGGCUACAACGAUCAACCCCCCUUGUUGGAUGACGAAAUGAUACUAGUAGUUUGAAUGGGGUUGAUUUAUGUCUUGAUCUUCUUUAUCGGUUUGUCAGCAUAAUGCAAAGGCCAAUAUUUAAUGGGGAUGGUUUAUAUCUUGAUCUUCCAUUAGUUCUUAGCCGAUGCAAUUAUGCCCAGAUGAACGCAAGAGGAUAUAGUCAUUGUAACAAUUUUACUCAUAAAGAGUGGGGUGUGCUGAACGGUCUUCUCUCA